ACCCCAAGCAACCAAAGAAAAGCAUCACAAGCUAGCAAGCCCACCUAGCUCAGCCACAAGCCUAGCCAGUACACUCUAGUUGGCCACUUGCUUCAUCAACAUAGCAAUGGCGCCCUCCAAGCUCGUCCUCUUCCUCGCCCUGAACCAGGUCAUCUUGGCAGCCGCGCAUGGCUGCGGGUCGUACUAUGGCCAUACACCGGCCGUCCCAGUGCCAACACCACGGAUCGCCGUGCCCCCGCCCGCCAUCCCAGUCCCAACCCCAGCGACGACCGGAGGCGGCAGCGGCACCUGCUCGAUCAACACGCUGAAGCUGGAGGUGUGCGCCAACGUACUGAACCUGCUAAAGCUCAACUUAGGCGUGCUGGCGAGCGACGACUGCUGUCCGCUGCUGGGCGGGCUCGCCGACCUCGACGCCGCCGUGUGCCUCUGCACCGCCAUCAAGGCCAAUGUCCUCGGCAUCAAACUCAACGUCCCCGUCGACCUCGUUCUCCUCCUCAACAAGUGCGGCAAGACCUGCCCCGCCGACUUCACCUGCCCCAGCUGA
This is a messenger RNA of Triticum dicoccoides, 544 nucleotides long. Its product is annotated as cortical cell-delineating protein-like. Bases 107 to 544 code for a protein of 145 amino acids. The record is from RefSeq and is a predicted model, not a curated record. NCBI's taxonomy places the organism in Eukaryota, Viridiplantae, Streptophyta, Magnoliopsida, Poales, Poaceae. The transcript has a single exon.